Messenger RNA from Erpetoichthys calabaricus (reedfish), 6365 nucleotides. RefSeq names its product splicing factor 3b, subunit 1 (gene sf3b1). Gene Ontology annotation, molecular function: mRNA binding. Bases 2533 to 6006 code for a protein of 1157 amino acids. The record is from RefSeq and is a predicted model, not a curated record. Gene Ontology annotation, biological process: spliceosomal complex assembly. The transcript is spliced from 22 exons. Gene Ontology annotation, cellular component: catalytic step 2 spliceosome; U2 snRNP; U2-type prespliceosome. Lineage: Eukaryota; Metazoa; Chordata; Cladistia; Polypteriformes; Polypteridae.
GCAAAAGUCUCCAUACUUUUCUGUUUAUAGCAUUGGUCAAACCAUCAGUGAUCUGUCUUUGUCACUAUGAACACUUUACUUAGUUCAUUGACUGUAUCCAGUGAGAUUUGCACGUCUUGUAUUAAAGGUAGUUCAUUUAGUUGAAAGUCAAGAUGAUAAUUGGGCAGAUGCAUGUGUUUUUAAAAUAAACUGAUAUCUUUGCCAUUGUAAAUGUAUAAACUUAGUUUUUGGGAAACUUGAAUUCAUUCUCUUUUUCAGUCAGGUCUAAGCUCUUGGAAAGGUAUAGAUGCAGUUCACAGUGGUAAUAGACAGUUUUCCCCACUUUUAUUUCGUGAAACUGCGAUUCUAAAUUUGUAGGUGCUGAGUAUGUUAAGUGUUAACCAUUUAUUCUGCCGUAGGUUUUAAAGCUUGUUACAGGGAAAAAUAUACUUGUCUUAUAUUAAUGUUUUCCCUAUGGAUAUGUGCUGUCAGCUUGAUGUAUGUUUAUUUAGUAAGGUUGAUUUGCCUGUCAUUUAUACACAGGGCAACCUUUUGUACAUGGUGGCUUUAAAGCCAUGUAUGGUGUCAAGUGUCUAGUUAUACAUGCCAUUAAGGAAAACCCAUAUAGUUUGCGACUCGGGCCAUUACUAAAAUUUUGUGUUCUUAGCUGAAAUCAGCUUAUAUCAAACAUUUGAAAUAGAUUGCAUGCAAACCUUACAUAAAUAGGCUGGAAGAUCAGUCAUAUGUUUGGAGAUGAAGGUGAUUUUCAUCUCUAGCUGUAAAAAAUGCUGAGAAACUAUGCAUACUGCUGUAUUACUUACUGAUAUAGCAGUUGAAUCUUUUAAUUUAUAUUGGCUUCUGUUAUUUGUGCAAUCAAUCAAGUAUUCAUCAGGUACUAAAUGUUGUUUAAAAAUGUGGGAAUUAAAAGUACAUUUUUCCCUGUUUACCACUGAUUUUCAAAUUUGGAAACAAUUUCCUACUACAGAACAUUUUUGAUGUAGUGGUGUUCUAGACUAUGUUGGAACAUUAUGUUGCAGAAUUUGUUUCCCUGAGCUUGUCUUGUAAAUACAGUUGUAAAGAGCAGUUUGCAAUGCUACUUUUCCAUAGAUUGUUAAUUUCCCUCAGAAAGGUGAAGUUCAGCCUUUAGACUGUUACAGAAUAUGUACAAAUUUGUCUCUCUCAUUUAAAUGUCAGUGAGAGGCAAGUUAGUUCAUGCUGUGUUUUCUUAAUGAAAAACGAUUGAGAUUUGUUUUUACUUUCCACCUUUUUACCUUCUUUUGACAGAUAUAUUUUGUUAUAUCUGUAAUAACUUACGCUAGUAGGUCAUAUAGUUGAAAGAAACAUUCCUGUGUUCUGUUGAUGACUUUUUAACAUUCUAGUUGCAUUAAAAAGAAAUCGGCACCUGCAAAAUGUUUUAAGUGGGUUCAAGGACUGUAAAACAUUGCCUGACACAAUUCUGUCAUUCUAAAGGUUGAACAAUGAAAGAAGUUGCAGUUGUAUGCAGCCAUAUUCUUGAGCUCAGAGUAAGAUCUAUAAAACCUGCAUGAAGCUGACUGGGUAAUAAUUAUAGGAAACUCAAUUCUGUAAUACAAACAAGAACUGUAAUACAAGCAAUUGUGUACCACAAUUCCACAGGCCCAUACUAACUGUCCUUAAUUUCUCUCCUACAGCAGUACUGCUAUGCCAGUCCUGUCUGCAUUCUUAAGGGUGCAGCUCAACACAUCCUGUGUAGGUUAUGGUGAACACAAAAACUUUCUUCCAAAGGAAGUGCUUUCCCAAUUGUUAAGGGGCCACAGCUUUAGUGGCAUGGUUUACAAUGGUGUGUGUUGGGGGGUGGGGGUUGUGGGAUGGAUUGUUGACAACUUAAUGUACAUGCAGCAGCUACACAUCUAUCUUUGUAGCCCAUCAUUUUCUGUAGGAAAAGCCAUUUAAUAAUGGCUUGUUUAGAAGUACCAACACACAUAGUCAUCAAGCAGAUCUGACUUUUGAACCAUCUGAAAUAUUUAUGUAUUUUCCAAUAGACACUUAACACUUAGUUAUAAUUAACUCAGAUGGUGUUUUUUUAAAUAAAUGUUUUCUUAUAUUUUAGUAUUUAUUGGAUUAAAAUAACUUUUGAGUAUGCUUAAUUUAACUUAAUUGAACUUUUAUGUUUAAAUAUUAAAUCAUCUGCUAAAAAUAUUUCCACUUCAUACCCAGAAACAUUUUAAUUCUCUAAAUCAAUUUUUAAUGCUUUAACUUAUUUCUUUAUACAGAAAUGUAUUUUUCAUUACACUUCACUUAACUAUAUAGCUCAAAACUACUUUAAAGAAACCUCCCAGGAAUAUUUGAAGUGUUUACCUGUUUAUGGAUAAGACACUGAACGCAUUUUCUUUAGUAACGUGAUAGAAGGUAUGCUGUGUUUUUGAGUUCAAACCCUUUCUAAAGUGUUACUAAUGGUAAAGAGAUAAUUUUCUAGGCUGCUUUUCUGCCGGUUGAAGUCAGACACUGAUGAAGGACACCAGGCUCAAAAAGUGAGGGAAAACUCCAGAUCCUAAACUUCAAGCCAGAACCUAUAUGGAUGUCAUGCGUGAACAGCACCUAACAAAGGAAGAGGCAAAAAUACGUCAGCAACUGGCCGAAAAAGCUAAAUCCGGUGAUCUUAAAGCUGUUAAUGGGUCAGCAGUAUCCCAAGCCGCAGCAGCUAAACGCAAACGUCGAUGGGAUCAAACUGCUGAGCAGACACCUGGCAGUGCUAAUGCUACUCCCAAAAAAGUGUCCAGUUGGGAUCAGGCAGAUACUCCAGGGCAUACACCGUCACAAAGCCGUUGGGAUGAGACUCCUGGAAGAGCAAAAGGCAGUGAGACACCAGGGGCCACACCCAGUACACGCAUGUGGGAUCCAACACCCAGUCACACUCCAGCUGGUGCAGCUACACCUGGCAGAGGUGAUACACCUGGGCAUGCUACCCCUGGACAUGGAGGUGCAACAUCCAGUGUUCGAAAGAAUCGCUGGGAUGAGACUCCCAAGACAGAAAGAGAGACGCCUGGUCAUGGCAGUGGUUGGGCAGAGACCCCUCGUACAGAUCGUGGAGGUGACUCUAUUGGGGAAACACCAACUCCUGGAGCCAGUAAAAGGAAAUCUAGAUGGGAUGAAACUCCAGCAAGUCAAAUUGGCUCAUCUACUCCACUCCUUACUCCUGGAAAGACUCCAAUUGGAACCCCAGCAAUGAACAUGUCCACACCUACACCAGGUCACUUAAUGAGCAUGACCCCAGAGCAAUUACAAGCCUGGCGGUGGGAGCGAGAGAUUGAUGAAAGAAAUCGACCUCUUACAGAUGAGGAGCUUGAUGCAAUGUUUCCAGAAGGCUAUAAGGUUUUGCCACCUCCUGCAGGCUAUGUCCCUAUCCGCACACCAGCUCGUAAACUUACUGCCACACCAACCCCUAUUGGAGGAAUGACUGGCUUUCACAUGCAGACAGAAGACCGUUCCAUGAAGACUUUAAAUGACCAACCCUCUGGCAAUCUGCCUUUCCUUAAACCUGAUGAUAUCCAGUACUUCGACAAGUUAUUGGUAGAAGUUGAUGAAUCUACUCUUAGCCCAGAGGAACAGAAGGAGAGGAAGAUAAUGAAGUUGCUUUUGAAAAUUAAGAAUGGGACUCCUCCAAUGAGAAAGGCAGCUCUUCGUCAGAUUACUGAUAAAGCCAGGGAAUUUGGGGCAGGACCCUUGUUUAAUCAGAUUCUGCCCCUGCUGAUGUCACCCACUUUGGAAGAUCAGGAGCGUCAUCUUCUAGUAAAGGUCAUUGACAGGAUAUUGUACAAACUUGAUGACUUGGUCCGACCCUAUGUACAUAAGAUUCUUGUCGUUAUUGAGCCAUUGUUGAUUGAUGAAGAUUACUAUGCUAGAGUGGAAGGCAGAGAAAUUAUUUCCAACUUGGCAAAGGCUGCUGGCUUGGCCACAAUGAUCUCAACUAUGCGUCCAGAUAUUGACAACAUGGACGAGUAUGUGAGAAACACAACCGCCCGUGCCUUUGCUGUUGUGGCAUCUGCCCUUGGCAUUCCAUCACUUUUACCCUUCCUCAAGGCUGUAUGUAAAAGCAAAAAGUCCUGGCAAGCAAGACACACUGGCAUUAAAAUUGUCCAGCAGAUUGCCAUCCUGAUGGGCUGUGCCAUCUUGCCUCAUCUUCGGAGUCUUGUUGAAAUCAUUGAACAUGGUUUAGUGGAUGAGCAGCAAAAAGUCCGUACUAUUAGUGCCCUUGCUAUAGCUGCUUUGGCGGAGGCUGCUACACCUUACGGCAUUGAGUCAUUUGAUUCUGUCCUCAAGCCUCUCUGGAAGGGUAUUAGGCAGCACAGAGGCAAGGGUCUUGCUGCUUUCCUCAAAGCAAUUGGUUAUCUUAUACCCUUGAUGGAUGCUGAAUAUGCAAACUACUAUACUAGAGAAGUGAUGUUAAUCUUGAUUAGAGAAUUCCAAUCUCCUGAUGAAGAGAUGAAAAAGAUUGUUCUUAAAGUGGUUAAACAGUGCUGUGGGACUGAUGGUGUAGAAGCAAACUACAUCAAGACUGAAAUCCUGCCACCUUUCUUCAAACAUUUCUGGCAGCAUAGAAUGGCCCUGGAUCGGAGGAAUUAUAGACAAUUGGUGGAUACGACAGUGGAAUUGGCAAAUAAGGUUGGGGCUGCAGAAAUCAUCUCUCGCAUUGUGGAUGAUUUGAAAGAUGAGGCUGAACAGUACCGUAAAAUGGUGAUGGAAACUAUUGAAAAGAUCAUGGGAAAUCUUGGGGCAGCAGAUAUUGAUCACAAACUGGAGGAGCAACUUAUUGACGGCAUUCUGUAUGCUUUCCAGGAACAGACCACUGAGGACUCUGUGAUGUUAAAUGGUUUUGGUACGGUUGUCAAUGCCUUGGGAAAAAGAGUUAAGCCAUAUCUCCCUCAGAUCUGUGGUACAGUUUUGUGGCGACUUAACAACAAGUCUGCGAAAGUCAGACAGCAAGCAGCAGAUCUUAUAUCUAGAACUGCAGUGGUCAUGAAGACAUGUCAAGAGGAAAAACUGAUGGGUCACUUGGGUGUGGUUUUGUACGAGUACCUUGGAGAAGAGUACCCAGAGGUGCUGGGUAGUAUACUGGGUGCCCUGAAGGCCAUUGUCAAUGUCAUUGGUAUGCAUAAGAUGACUCCACCAAUAAAGGACUUGCUACCCAGAUUAACUCCCAUUCUAAAGAAUAGGCAUGAGAAGGUUCAAGAAAAUUGCAUUGAUCUAGUUGGAAGAAUUGCUGACAGAGGAGCAGAGUAUGUCUCAGCCAGGGAGUGGAUGCGAAUCUGCUUUGAACUCCUGGAACUGCUGAAAGCUCAUAAAAAGGCAAUUAGAAGAGCAACUGUGAAUACAUUUGGUUACAUUGCGAAAGCUAUUGGCCCUCAUGAUGUUCUGGCAACAUUACUGAAUAAUCUGAAGGUCCAGGAAAGACAAAAUCGUGUUUGUACUACUGUUGCUAUUGCAAUAGUGGCAGAGACUUGUUCACCUUUUACUGUUCUACCAGCACUUAUGAAUGAAUAUAGAGUCCCAGAACUUAAUGUUCAGAAUGGUGUGCUGAAGUCACUAUCUUUCCUGUUUGAGUACAUUGGAGAAAUGGGCAAGGAUUAUAUUUAUGCUGUCACGCCACUGUUGGAGGAUGCACUGAUGGACAGGGAUUUGGUGCACAGACAGACUGCAAGUGCAGUGGUUCAGCACAUGUCUCUUGGAGUCUAUGGGUUUGGUUGUGAAGACUCUCUGAAUCACUUGCUAAACUAUGUGUGGCCGAAUGUUUUUGAAACAUCGCCCCAUGUCAUUCAGGCUGUCAUGGGAGCAUUAGAAGGUUUACGAGUUGCAAUUGGACCUUGUCGUAUGUUACAGUACUGCCUCCAGGGUUUAUUUCAUCCAGCAAGAAAAGUGAGGGAUGUUUAUUGGAAGAUCUACAACUCUAUUUACAUUGGUUCACAAGAUGCUCUGAUUGCACAUUAUCCACGUGUAUAUAAUGAUGAAAAGAACACCUACAUUCGUUAUGAGCUGGAGUACUGCUUAUAACCAUUUCCUUUGACCAAGACAUCUUUCUUUUUUAUUGUCUUUAAAUCAUUUUAUAGGAUUACAGGUCCUUUUUUUGCUUUGAAUCUGUUUCUUGUGGCAGAUGGUAGGCAGCCAUUGUAAUUGUUUUACAAAUGUGUACAGUAAGAGUCAAUAGUUUUUGGAAAUACACUUGAUUUCUUAACAGAAACAGUGAAGAGCGUGCAAGUAAUGUUAUCUCACAUAAAUGGUGAGCAUUAGAAGUAUACUUGUUAAUGUUCUAUGGAGCAAAUCUGUAUUAUGACCAUCUUUUAUUAAGGUUAAUAUUCCAUUUAUUGUGCUAAUGGGAUGUUUAUUUGACAAUAAACAUUUGUGUAUAAAAA